AUGCCCAGCAUCCGCGGCCCGCGCCAAAUGCUCCCUGCCCGACCCCAAGGCUCGUUUGCUGCUUCUGCCCACGCGCUUGACCACUGGCUCCGCACUGUGGCGUCUGCCUCACCAGCACUCACACCACGGCUCAACAUUGAACUCUGUAGCACUCCAGUCUGCUCAAGUGCUCUCAUCACAGACAUCCCUGGAUGCUCAUCCCAACUUCAUCGCGCCGAGUUUGGCCCGCUUCAUCUGCUCGCCCUGCCGUGUCGUGCCGUGUCGUGUCACUUCGCCGCACCAGACCGCAGAUCUAAUUCCCAAAAGCUACUUUGCCAACCUCGUCGCCCUCGUGGCUUUAUAUCUUGUCCUGCCCUGCCCUGCCCUGUCCUCUCUUACACUGUUCCCUCUGCGAGUGCAACCACGAGAUCAGUCAACUGCUGGCCUCGCCACGUUGAACAGUCAACUGGCCAUCUCGCGGCGCAAUUGGCCUUCUUGCUUCGGCGAGCCGCAACAAAGCGCGAGGACACCACACCGUCUCCUGCGCUGUCGCAAGACAAAGACAAGGACCAACGCAUCGCAGCUCCACAGCCCGAAUCAGUUCCCGCUGAAUUGACAAAGCCCUCAGCCAUGAUCUUCUCCGACUUUUACAGAAGUCCACGCUCACCACUAUCCAAGCUUCGCUUGCACCAUCCGCAGCUACCAGCUCAGCUGCCCACCGCAGCACCUGAAUGGCGAGCCGAUGAGUAUGCCGAUCUUCUGAGCAAAGACAAAACCAAGCAAAAGGAGGCCGUGAAGCGCUACUUGACUGAUAAGGUCCGCAGCGACUGGACCUUUGCUUGGCCGCCUGUCGUUUCAAACGAAAAUGUUGCGUCAUCGAGGCCCGAAGGCCCAGGAGCUUCUGUCGAGCUCCCAAAUCAGGCCAACUCCUCAAAGAAACGGGGAGGGGCUCAGGCUCCUACGAGCGAAGAAGAUGGAUAUCGAGGAGGAGAAGGCACUGAGCUAGAUGAACCCGAGUCCGAUACCGGAGAUGACAAUGCCAUCGUCGAUGAUGACAACGACGACGCCGAGUCUGUAUACAGCGUAAUGUCAGAAGAUGCGAUACAUUAUCGUCCUCGGACCGAAUGGACGUCGGAUCUGUCCGACGAUGAGGAUAUGCCACCCAAGCCCUCACCGUUUCGCUUUGAUAACCCCGACUCUAUCCAAUCCGCCAUUCAAGACAUUGUGCGUGCAAGGAAGGCUCGCAGGCGGCGUGCUCUGCGGGAAGAGAUUGCUUGGAACGAGGGACUCGCCUGUUUUGAAGCAAGGCGGAAUGCUUGGACCGGCGCCAAGACGGUCCGUGUUCGAAGUAAGCCUGUAACCACACCUCCCGCAUCGCCGCGAUCACCAAGGCGAUUUUUCUUUCGUCGCUCCAUGUCCGGAUCGCCACCCAAUCCGGCGGUGGCUGUUCUCUCCCAGCACGGAGAAUGCUGUGGUGCGGUAUCCGACUCGUCAUCCGCCUCAAAGGACGCUGAAAAGGACUUGAAAAAACAUCAAAGCACCGACUCGACCGUAUCGGACUCUACCAGAAUUCAGACUUACCCUAUUGAAACACUGCUGCCAGUUGGACAGCCUCUUCUUCCGCCUACAAACCCUCUGCGAGCUUCAAUCUCGCCGGCGGUUUAUUUGAGCCUCUAUGACAAGGUGAUUUUGCACAAUCUGCAGCCGGCAUGCCCCAUCAACUUGUCAGAUAUGUUGCGAUCUUGCGUUGCCGGAUGGAAACGAGAUGGCGAGUGGCCUCCGCGAUGCUCGGCGCCCGAUCCGAUGCCAGCGACUCGAAAGAAAAAAAAGGCAGCGCCAGCCUCUGCGACUGACAAUACUGGAAAUGUGACGAGACGCAUGAGUUUCGGCCUCUUGGGUCGCGAUAAGGAUGAUGAAGGCGGUGCUGGCAAAGGUAUUCGCCGUAGUCUGCAAAGAGCGCUUGGAAUUGGUGUCAUGGCCGGCAUGGGAGAUGCCUGA
Messenger RNA from Metarhizium robertsii ARSEF 23, 1977 nucleotides. RefSeq lists its product as uncharacterized. The record is from RefSeq and is a predicted model, not a curated record. Lineage: Eukaryota; Fungi; Ascomycota; Sordariomycetes; Hypocreales; Clavicipitaceae. Bases 1 to 1977 code for a protein of 658 amino acids. The transcript is spliced from 3 exons.